Messenger RNA from Trichomonas vaginalis G3, 717 nucleotides. RefSeq lists its product as uncharacterized. The transcript has a single exon. Bases 1 to 717 code for a protein of 238 amino acids. The record is from RefSeq and is a predicted model, not a curated record. NCBI's taxonomy places the organism in Eukaryota, Parabasalia, Trichomonadida, Trichomonadidae.
AUGACUACUAGUUUAUCCCAUAUGAUUGCUCAAAUUCAAGAAGAUUUUAAUAAAAGGCUUGAUGACUUGGAGCUAGGGUUAGAGAAUGUUUCCGAAUCAAUCUCAGAAUUAGAUAGUGAACAAUUAAACAAAAACGAAAUCAAUGAUCAAAAGGGAAACUUCUUUCCAGAAACAUUUUCUGACGAUCCAAACAAAGCAAUUGACGAAAUAAUUACAGGAAUUAAGAUCUCAAAUUCGAAAAAAUCAUCAGCAAAGAAACUCAUUGAAAAAGCUAAUAGACAAUAUGUUGAUUUAGGUUUUCAACGUGCCUCUACUGAACUUUCUGCAUGUUUGAAGCAAAUGGUAACACAAGAAGAACAAUCAAUAGAAGAUGAGAUAAAUAGACUAGAUGAAAAGAUAUCAAAUCUUCAUGACCAUAUGAAAGAAUCAUUCAAAGAAUUACGACAGAUGAUUGUUGAAGUUGCAAAAUUCAAAGCGGAAAAAGAAGCAGAGCAACCAGCAUAUGCCCAUGAUAGAGGUUACCGCGGUAGAGGUAAGAAAGUCGAUACAGGAUUUCCAUUAUUGAAAAGAUCUUUGAGAAAGAAAUACUCUCCUGAGAAAGAAGAUCAACAGAAUAAAAAUGAGCAAAAUAAAUCUCUCGAACUCGUUAUAGGAAAAGAAAAUGUCACAAAUUUAUCUAAAACUUUAAUGGCCUAUCAAAACAAGCUUAAUGUAUAG